Molecule: messenger RNA, 2614 nt
Organism: Vitis vinifera (wine grape)
Lineage: Eukaryota; Viridiplantae; Streptophyta; Magnoliopsida; Vitales; Vitaceae
Product: LRR receptor-like serine/threonine-protein kinase FLS2
Exons: 2
Coding region: 4-2505 (833 amino acids)
Molecular function (GO): protein binding
Source: RefSeq, a predicted model, not a curated record
UGGAUGACUGACCUUGUUUCCUUGAAGUAUCUUGGUAUGAAUUAUGUUAACCUUUCAUUGGUAGGAAGUCGGUGGGUUGAGGUGGCAAACAAGCUUCCAAGUUUAACUGAGUUGUAUCUAGGUGGUUGUAGCCUCUUUGGCUCAUUUCCAUCUCCAAGCUUUGUUAAUUUUACUUCACUUGCUGUUAUAGCUAUCAACUCCAACGACUUCAAUUCCAAGUUUCCUGAAUGGCUUUUAAAUGUUAGCAACCUUGUAUCCAUUGAUAUAAGUCAGAAUCUUUUACAUGGGAGAAUUCCACUUGGUCUUGGUGAGCUACCCAAUUUGCAAUACUUAGAUCUAUCUUGGAAUGUCAAUCUCAAUGGCAAUAUCUCUCAAUUGUUGAGGAAGAAUUGGAAAAAGAUAGAAUUUCUCAAUUUGGAAGGAAAUGGAUUACAUGGUUCAAUUCCAAGCUCCAUUGGAAACUUUUGCAACUUAAAAUAUCUGGAUUUGGGGAAUAAUUACUUGAAUGGAAGUUUACCUAAGAUUAUCAAAGGACUUGAAACCUGCAGUUCUAAAAGUCCUUUGCCUAAUUUGACGGAAUUAUAUUUGUAUUACAAUCAAUUGAUGGGAAAAUUGCCGAACUGGUUGGGUGAGCUUAAAAAUCUUAGGGUACUCUAUUUAUCCGAUAACAAAUUUGAAGGUCCCAUCCCUGCUUCUUUAUGGACAUUGCAACACUUGGAGUAUUUGAAUCUUGGAUUGAAUGAGUUGAAUGGAAGUCUCCCAGAUAGUAUUGGACAACUUUCUCAACUGCAAGGCUUGAGUGUUCUUUCCAAUCAUAUGAGUGGAAGUCUCUCUGAACAACAUUUUUUGAAGCUGAGUAAGUUGAAGUAUCUAGGCAUUGGCUCCAAUUCUUUCCAUUUGAAUGUUAGUCCCGAUUGGGUUCCCCCUUUCCAGGUGAAAGGUCUUCAUAUGGGUUCAUGCCACUUGGGUCCUUCAUUUCCUGGUUGGCUUCAGUCUCAAAAGAACCUCGAGUAUCUUGAUUUCUCAAAUGACAGCAUUUCAAGUCCCAUUCCAGGCUGGUUUUGGAAUAUUUCUUUGAAUCUGCAACAGUUGAAUCUUUCUCACAAUCAGUUACAAGGUCAGCUACCAAAUUCAUUAAAUUUUUAUGGUGAAUCAGAUAUUGAUUUCAGUUCCAACCUCUUUGAGGGACCUAUUCCUUUUUCAAUCAAAGGGGUCUAUUUACUAGAUCUCUCCCACAAUAAAUUUUCUGGCCCUAUCCCACUGAACAUAGGUGAAUCCCUACCUAACUUGCAUUACCUUUUCAUUUCGAAAAAUCAAAUAACAGGGACCAUCCCAGAUUCCAUAGGACACCUUUCUUUUCUUGAAGUCAUUGAUUUUUCAAGGAAUAAUUUGACUGGAAGCAUUCCUUCUACCAUAAAUAAUUGCUCUAGGCUUUUUGUUCUAGACCUUGGAAACAACAAUUUGUUUGGGAUGCUACCAAAGUCGUUGGGUCAGUUACAACUGCUUCAAUCACUACACUUGAACCACAACAAGCUUUCAGGAGGGUUCCCCUCAUCUUGGCAAAAUUUAACAGGUUUGGAUGUCCUUGAUCUCAGUUACAAUAGAUUAUCGGGUCAGGUUCCUGCUUGGAUUGGAGCUGCUUUCAUAAAUCUUGUAAUUCUCAACUUGAGGUCGAAUCUGUUUUUUGGAAGACUUCCUUCUCGACUUUCAAAUUUAAGCUCCCUGCAUGUCUUAGACAUUGCACAAAACAAUCUGAUGGGUGAAAUUCCAAUCACUUUGGUUGAGCUUAAAGCCAUGGCUCAAGAGAAAUUGAAUAUAUAUCAGUUAAAUGUGAAUGCCAGCUCCUCGUAUGAAGAACGAUUGGUUGUGAUUAGCAAAGGCCAAAGUCUUGAAUAUACCAAGACUCUUUCUCUUGUUGUAGGCAUUGACCUAUCCGACAAUAAUUUAAGUGGAGAGUUUCCCCAAGAAAUAACAAAAUUGUUUGGUUUGGUGGUUUUGAACUUGUCGAGGAAUCACAUUACUGGCCAAAUUCCUGAAAGCAUUUCAAUGUUGCGGCAAUUGUUAUCUCUUGAUUUGUCAAGCAAUAAGCUUUCCGGCACCAUUCCUUCAAGCAUGGCCUCAUUAUCAUCCUUGAGUUAUUUGAAUCUAUCAAAUAACAAUUUCUAUGGUAAGAUCCCUUUUAUAGGGCAAAUGACAACCUUCACGGAGCUGGCCUUUGUGGGAAACCCUGAUCUAUGUGGAGCUCCACUGGCCAUAAAAUGUCAGGAUGAAGAUCCAAAUAAAAGGCAAAGUGUUGUUAGUGACAAAAAUGAUGGUGGCUAUGUUGAUCAAUGGUUUUACUUGAGCGUUGGCUUGGGAUUUGCCAUGGGCAUCCUAGUUCCAUUUUUUGUUUUGGCAACAAGGAAAUCUUGGUGUGAGGCCUAUUUUGAUUUUGUGGAUGAAAUUGUUAGAUGGUUGUUGAGGGGAAGAGCAACCUAUGCCAAAAAUCAUCCUAGAAGGCGAUAAAUUUUGUUUGUAGAUCUUUCUAUGCUUUAUGUAUCAUUAUAAGCUUUGGAAGUGAAUUUCAUCACAGUUGCAAUAGAAGAAAAGAGCUUGACACCUCUUAUUGAUUCUA